GGCUCCGGGUGGAGAGAGGAGGCGGCUCCGUGCCUGCCUCGCAGCCCGCCGAUCACACCACCCGGCCGGGCUCGUCCUGCCCGCCCCCCGCUUCCUUCCCUUGCUUUUCUGGGGCUGAUUCGGAGCCGGGGGCAUGUGGAUUGCGGCCGGCCAGUCUGGUCUGGACUUUGCGGAGCAGGAACUGAGCUUGACUGCUGGUCAGGCAACAGAGCUGGGGAGGAAUUGGAGCCCGGAUCUGGAGUACAACUUCUUGUUCUCUUGAACCGGAGUUUUUAAAAGAAAAAAGAGGGCACAGUGGGGAGAAAAGGGGGAGGUUACUCUGUGCCUGCUCCCCCCCCACACUUUUACCGAAGGAAGGGGACGCCCUCCUGAAGCUCCCCCUCCCCAGAUCUCCGCUCCCCAAUUUUGGAAACAAAAAGUGUCGCGACUGAACUAGUGCGCGGUGGCGGUUCUUGCAGCGCCGGGGACGAAGGCGGGCACCAAGCUCUUUUGGUGGAGGAAUAGCGGGGAGGGGUACCUGACUUUCCCAGGGAGGUCCCCUGCCUGUGUGUUGCAGUCCAAGUAGCCCGACCCAGCUACUAGAAGACACAAGCUAUCUUUUCCCAGACCUUCAGUUCUUUUCAGGGAGGCAGGAAGCUUCUCCAUUGACAGCCGAGGCAGGCAGUAGCACCAGAGAAAAAGCUGUUGAAGACCCUUUUUGUAACUUCUACUCCCCAACUUUCCUGAGGAUCUCAGAGGUGGAAAUGAGAGGUUCAGAGGAUGGGGCAGCUGGCACAGUAUUACAGAGGUUGAUCCAGGAACAACUCAGGUAUGGCACCCCGACCGAGAACAUGAAUCUGCUGGCCAUUCAGCACCAGGCCACCGGGAGUGCAGGACCGUCCAACAGUACGACAAGCACCCUUUCUUCCACGGAAAACCUUGCUCAAGAAGACCCACAAAUGGUCCACCAGUCAGCACGGCAGGAACCUCAGGGGCAAGAACAUCAGGUGGACAACACGGUUAUGGAGAAACAGGUCCGGUCCGCUCAGCCUCAGCAGAACAACGAGGAGCUGCCCACUUACGAGGAGGCGAAGGCUCAGUCCCAGUUCUUCAGAGGGCAGCAGCAGCAACAGCAGCAGGGGGCUGUCGCUCACGGUUACUACAUGCCCAGUACAACGAGUCAGAAGUCCCGGACUGAAGGGAGGCCCACAGUGAAUCGGGCCAACAGUGGCCAGGCUCAUAAGGACGAUGCUCUCAAGGAACUCAAACAGGGCCACGUCCGCUCCCUCAGCGAGAGGAUCAUGCAGCUGUCACUGGAGAGGAACGGGGCCAAGCAACACCUCCCUAGCUCGGGGAACGGUAAAGGGUUUAAGGCCGGUGGGGGACCGCCCCCCACCCAGCCUGCAGGCAAAGUGAUGGACCCGAGAGGCCCUCCACCUGAGUAUCCCUUCAAGGCCAAGCCGAUGAUGUCCCCCGUCAGCAAAACCCAGGAACAUGGGCUCUUUUACAAUGACCAGCACCCUGGGAUGAUCCACGAGAUGGUGAAACCCUACCCGCCUCCUCAGCCAGCAAGAACAGAGGUCGCUGUUGUGAGGUAUCAGCCACCCCCCGAGUAUGGAGUAACAAGCCGGCCAUGCCAGCUCCCAUACCCUUCGAUGCAGCAGCACAGCCCCAUGUCUUCCCAAGCCUCCUCCAUCAGCGGCCCGCUGCAUUCCAUCAUGCCCCCUCCCCUUCCACUGGCCAUGUUGCCCCAGCAGCCUCCGCCUGCCACGCCCCCGGGCCAGCAACUUGGCCCUGAAGCUUUUGCUAUUGUGGAGCGAGCACAGCAGAUGGUGGCAAUCCUAUCUGAGGAGAACCGGGUGCUCCGCCAGGAAAUUGAGGGGUAUUAUGACAAAGCUGACAAACUUCAGAAGUUUGAGAUAGAAAUUCAGAGGAUUUCAGAAGCCUAUGAGAGUCUAGUCAAGUCUACCACCAAGCGAGAGUCUCUGGAUAAAGCCAUGAAAAAUAAACUGGAAGGAGAGAUUAGAAGACUUCAUGAUUUCAACAGAGAUUUACGAGACCGCCUGGAGACUGCCAACAGGCAACUAGCAAGCAGAGAAUAUGAUGGGCAUGAAGAUAAAGCAACAGAAGGUCAUUAUGCUUCCCAAAACAAAGAGUACUUGAAGGAAAAGGAGAAGUUAGAGAUGGAGUUGGCUGCAGCACGUACUGCUAGUGAGGAUCAGCGAAGGCAUAUUGAGAUCCUGGACCAGGCUCUGAACAAUGCUCAAGGCAAAGUUGUCAAAUUGGAAGAAGAGUUACGGAAGAAACAAGCUUAUGUGGAGAAGGUAGAGAAGCUGCAACAGGCCCUGACCCAACUACAGGCUGCAUGUGAGAAGAGAGAGCAGAUGGAACGCAGGCUGAGGACUCGGCUGGAGAGAGAGUUAGAGGCCUUGAGGAUGCAGCAGAGACAUGGAAAUGGCCAGUCAGGCAACACAGCAGACCACAAUGCCCCAGCACUUAUGGAGCUUGUGAGGGAAAAGGAGGAGAGGAUUUUGGCCCUGGAAGCUGACAUGACCAAGUGGGAACAGAAAUACCUGGAGGAGAGUACCAUCCGACACUUUGCCAUGAAUGCUGCUGCCACGGCAGCAGCUGAGAGGGAUGCCACAAUCAUCAACCACUCCAGGAAUGGCAGCUACAGCGAGAGCUCCCUAGAGGUUCGCAUCUGGCAGGAGGAAGAAGAAGUCGUGCAAGCCAAUCGGAGGUGCCAGGACAUGGAAUACACCAUAAAAAAUCUCCAUGCCAAAAUCAUAGAGAAAGAUGCCAUGAUUAAGGUCCUUCAGCAGCGAUCUAGAAAAGAUGCAGGAAAGACAGAUGCCUCCAGCUUACGUCCUGCCCGCUCUGUCCCCUCCAUUGCUGCUGCCACCGGCACACAUUCACGCCAAACGUCUCUUACCAGCAAUCAGUUGGCUGAGGAGAAGAAGGAGGAGAGAACUUGGAAAGGGAGCAUUGGAUUGCUGUUAGGGAAGGAGCACCAUGACCAUGCUUCUACUCCCUUGCUGCCAACACCUCCUCCCCUGCCACCACCAGCGGCCUCAUCUCUGUCCCCAGCAGCUUCCAUGGUUCUGGUUGGCAGUGCCCACGCCAAAACAGGCAGCAAAGACAGCAGCACCCAGACCGACAAGAGCUCUGAACUCUUCUGGUCCAGCAUGGCUACUUUCCCUAGUCGAGGCAAGCUGAGCUCUACCCCUUCAAACAGCCCCAUCUUGAAGCAUACAGGGGCCAAGGGGACUGGAGAAAAGUUGGAGACCUCUCCCAGCCAGGGGAAGCCUCCAGAUAACAAAGGCCGAGUCAGCAGUUUGCUUCAUAAACCCGAGUUUCCAGAUGGAGAGAUGAUGGAAGUCCUUAUCUAGAAGUUGUCCUCUCCCUCGGGAACAUGGAAUUUUGAUGCCCAAGAAGAAUUAUUUAGGGCAAAGAAAAGGGGAUGGGAAAGAGGAAGGGAGGGAGGGAGGGAGACGGAGAAGGUUGGUGGGUGGGAUUUCAAAAACAAUUCAAAAGGAUAGGGAUUUCAGAUCCUAAAAACACAUUUAUUUUUAAAGGUAGAUGGAAACAGGAGACCUUGUACAUGACUGAAGAUGAAUGAUAGUACUAUGGAUUAUUGCAAAGAGAAGGAAAAGGGAAGAUAAGUAUGGAUUUGGAAAGGAAUUUAACAGAAAAUAGAAAGUAGCAAUUUUUAUUGUCUAGAAAAAGUAUCUCUUGGAAAGGAUAUGUUCAGAACUAUUCUUUUGAUUAAGAAUGGUUAAACUCCCAAAUUGUUUUUUCCUGUUAUAGCCCUAUGUUUCUUUUUGCAUGUUUUUUAUAAGCAAAGAAAAUAUUUAGCUAUCACUGAACCUUUCCUGAUUAUGUACAACAUCCCUGAACCAUCAUCAGGGCUUCCCAUGAAGGGUUAUGAGCAUGUUGCUGUGGGUGUGAGUAAGUACAAUUCAAUGUCCACAGAGAGAUGGGAUACUGGAAAGGGAUGGCAUCCCCUAAGCAAUUUCAGGAUCCAAAUUUCCAGGAGAUUUGGAAAUUUCUUCUUUCCCUCCCAUCCUAGAUUUAGCAUUAUCUUCUAAGAAAGUUGUGCUCCUUGGGCUUUUGAUGCUCUCUCCACCUAAAAUUCAUCCUUCUUCUUAGAACUAGGAUUUUAAAGAGCAUAAUUUUAAAUAUUCUCAUUAUUCUUUCUGUACUUAGUAAUGAACUAGAAGCUUUCUAAAGCCAUAGUCUAGUUGUCUUGCUUUUCUCUCUACCCCAUCUCCAGACCCCUAGCUCAUGUGUAUGAUAACUCAUUCUGACUGUAAAAUUCUUGUUAGUGAAUUCUUGUUAAUGAAGUAGGAUAUGCCAUUGAUGAUACUUUUUUCAUUAAGAGAAUGACACUUUCUUUCUUUUCUUUUUUUAAAAUUGUUCUUACCCGAAUCCAUUAUUCAGAUUUCUCUAGUUAAGAGGAUGGGAAAAGGGGAUUUUAUGUAACAGGCCUUUAAUAAUCUGCCCAGCUCCUUCUAUACCACAGCAGCCACCUUAUUCAAGAUUUCUUGUACUUGUGGCUCCAGAAACAUCUCCAUAUGUAUACACACAUACAUAUAUACACAUAUUGCUUUGUCUUCCCUUUAUUAAGGAUGUGUUUAAUAAUACAUUAGCACACAUGAUAGGGAUGUUUUAAUUAUUCUUCUGAUCAGCCUUUCCUAGAUGAGGCAUAUGGAGUAUAUUGUAUGUAAAAAUAUAUGCCAUAUUAGAUAGUUAUUAUUCCUCUUAUACUCUGGAGUGAAAAAGGUCAAAAUGACAUUGCAUGUUUCUUCCCUUUCAGUUUGAUUUCCUUUGAAAAUUUAGAAAAUUCCAUGUCAUAAAGGGGUGAGCCUUGAUUUUAGAGCUACCUCUCCAAAAUGGCUCCAAAUCUGUCAAUAAACAAGUAUUUAUUUCCAUGUCACAUUUUCAUCCCUAAUGUCACCUAUAUUUUUGAUGCUCUAGAGACAGUCUGGCAUAGUGGAAACAAUGCUAAACUCAAUGUUAGAAGAAUCAUAUUCAAAUCUUGUUUCAAGCACAUAUUGUCUAACCAUACAAUAAAUAAAUCACAAAGCAAAAAUAAUAAUUAUAACAAGUAUUUAUUAAACACCAAGUAGGCAUUUAUUUACAUUCUAAUCAUCCAAGACCACUAAACUUGACCACAGAAAAAUUAUCUUGCCUUCUUGGGACUCAGUGUUGUUUUCCAUAAAAAGACUAGGCUGAAGUAAGGUUCUUUUCUGUUCUCCAAUUUUAUCAUUCUAAACUAAUUUGUUCUACUUUUUUUUUCUUCCCAUGGUCACCUCGAAAAAAAAGUGAAACCUUGUGUGUGUUCUUGCUUAAUUGACAGCUAGAGAUAAAAAUACCUUUGGAACCCUUCCCACUUAUCUGGUCAGUUCUUUUAAGGCAAAUCUUUGGAAUUUAGCUGAUGUAUGGAUUUUAGCUUCCCCAGAAUAUGAGCUCACAACCUGACCAGAUAAAAAUAAUGAAGGAGUUUUCAUCUAAGCAGGAAGGAGAAACCACUGACUUUAGACCUAGAAUGGAUUUUUUUUAUUCAUAUUCAUUUGUUAAAACUUACUCUCUGUUUAUGUGAUAAAGGUCCACAGAAGGCAGAGACUAUAGGAGAUGCCUCUUUCCAUUGGUUAACUCUGCUCUUACUUCUUUCAUUGUGAAGUCCCAGGAGUUUUGGGAUGGAGGAGAGCAUAGAUUAAUGGCAAGUGAUAUGCAGAGUGGAUUGAAUGUCCCCAUACUCAUCUCUGAUCAAUUUUACUAAACUGGUGACAGAAUUAAACUGAUGGAACUAUCUCUGAAGAUGUUGAUCUCUAGCACUAAUCAGUAUUUAGUGAGCACAUAAUUCCUCCAGAAGCAAGGGAUUAAUCCCUAUGUUGUCACACUUGUAGCAACACAAAAAAUUGGGGUGAAAAUUCAGAACUGAGACCUUUAAAUUCUACCACUAGCUUCCAUCACUGAGAAAUGUCCAUUGAUAUCAAUAAUAAAGAAGGUUUAGUAACAUUCCCUAAUAAACAGAGAACUGACAAUUAGGAAACAAAAGAAAGUACUCUCUGAAAUUGCUCUUGCAUUGACUAGGACAGAGGAUUUUUCAGCAACAUAGUCAGCAGAUUUUAAUCCUUGAUCACAGAAUAUCACUGGAAUUUUACGGGUGGAGAAUCAAUGAUAAAGCAAGAGAUAAAGUCUUUAUAUACACAAUGAAAUAUUGCUAUUAAGAUAAUUUCAUUUAUAUUAUUGAAUGAAUUAACCAUGAUUAAAUCAUGGCAAAUUAGUUUGCAGUUUGGGGCCUCAGUUUCUUCAUCUGUAAAAUUAGGAAAUUGGACUAGAUGAUACAUUCUAAUUCAUCAAAAAACUUAACCUAUUUUGUAGCUAGUGUGUAAGAGCAUCCUUAGGAGGACCAUACCCAAUACUAUACAUUGGUAGAAAGUACCCUGACACCAGAUUUUUCAGCUAUCUAAAAGCAGAUUUCCCCCACCUCUUGCAAAUAGAGAAGAGACCCUCGUUUCUUAACCUGUCAAGAAUUUUUUCUUUUCAUUUCCCUUCAGUUCUUGUUCUCUUAAACUUCUCAGAUGUUAGUUAACCCAGACAAUGGAAAGUGCCAAGUUUAGCCUAUCCUGAAUGUGCUUCCAGAGUAGAACAUCAUUCACUUUUUUCAUUUGAGUAACAUCAAUUUUUCUGCAGUGAAAUGAAAGUUCUUAAGCCUUUUCCCCCUUUAAAGGUCAAGAAGUGAGCAGUUGCCUUUGGAAUCUAUUAGUGUUCUUGAAUUCCAUCCAAAAGUUUGGUUUAAACCAUAGAACUGGAUGCUCAAAGUGAAUUCAAAGUCUUAACACAAAAAAGGUCUUUGGACAGUCCUGAAGGGGAACCUCCCUUCUGAAUCUCAGCUGCCAGGGAAUAAAUCUCCUGAAGGUUAGCUCCAUCCCACCCUUGAAUGACUCCCAGAUAAGAUUCAGUUACUCUAUUUAAGCAUAAUCAUUUCUUGUGUUGUCUCACCCCUCUGUAUCAUUAUGAUUAUGAGUAUAUACAUCUAUGGUGGCCAAAACACAAAACCUUAUGCUGAAUUCUAAUUGGAUCACGGUUGUCAUGGAGAUAACAGAGAGAGAUAAGGGAGAGGGGCUGAUUUUCUUUGGGUUCUCCAAUGGAAAAGCCCACCAGGAACAUAGAGAUUCCUACUACAUCCCAAUAAUGUAUGUAAGGAGGGAAUGAUGAUAGGGUAGUUAAUGAAACAAUGGCCAACAAGGUCAGAGAUGCUACCUUUACAUUGCAAAGAACUGUACCGAACCAAGAGAUACGUUUUCUAGUACUACAGUCUUGUUAAUUCUGUGUGUUUAUUUUUUAUGUGUACCUGAAAAACAUUUUGUAUUAGUCUUUAUGGUUUUGAACUUAUCAAAGGAGUGAUGUGUCUAUAACAAAAGAAAUCCCAUGGACACUCUUCAUGUUUCCAGAUGGGCUGUAUGAUAUAAUACACAUCUUCCUUCUUGUCAGUCCACUUCCUAUCCCCAAACCUGAGAUGACUCAAUAUAUGUUUUGUAAACUUUUGUUUUCUUUCUUUAUGAAGAAAUCUAAAUGUUUCCAAGUGUGUGGUCCGUGUGAAUUGUUAAAAGUGUUUGUAUCUGCAAAAGAGUGGACUUCUUGAGAAAUGGAUUAUUUAGCAAGUAACCAAGAAAUGGUCAGCAGAGAGAUGACAAUGGUUAGCAUUUUAUUAAGUGGAUUUCUUCAAAGAAAUGGCAAAAAUGCUCCUAUUAAAAGUUUCUUUCCUUUUUAUAGUAGUUGUACCCUUUUCUCUUCUAAAUAUUUAAUGGUGUACAUAUACAUGUAUAUAUGUAAGUGCAUAUAUACAGAGAGUGACUAUCAAGUGAUGUGACGAAAAAAAUUUUUAUUUUUAGCAAAUACGCCAGACCUUAUACAUCUAAGUGAAUGAUGUACCCUUUAAAGUCAUCUGCUUAGGGCACCACACAUUUAUUCCAUGAUGCUGCCAUUGCUUAAAACAUGUCUGGACCACAUAUUGCCUAUGAUGUGUUUUUGAACUCUCUUAAUGCAGGCAAAUAUUCUCUUUUUAAAGAUGAGAUUGCCUUUGAUUUUUGGUGCCAAAUCUCUUAGAUAAAGUAGACAAUCAAAUUGGGUAAAACCAAUUUUGUCUCUUGGAUAAAGUGGAUAAUCAAAUUGGGUAAAACCAGUUUUGUCUAUUGGAUAAAGUGGAUAAUCAAAUUGGGUAAAACCAAUUUUGUGAAAAGAAAAUUAUAACUCCCAAAGCUGAUUUUCUUUUCCAGGAAUCACAGAUCCCUUGUGUUAGAAAACCUUAGAGGUCACCUAAUGUUGCCUUUACUUAAACUGAAAUCAUCUCUAUAGCAAUCCAACUCUGGCUGGAAGGUCUCCAGUGAUGGCAGACUUUGUUACUGACCAGGGCAGCACUAUCAUCACUUUACUGUGGGCCUACUGCAGUUCCUAGGAUAAGGUAUGGGCUUAAUCAGUGUGGUGAAUCCCCACUUCAGGAGCUGUACAUGCUGAUGAUAUAUAAAAUAGCUAAAAAAAAUUUCUUAUCUCUACCUUGGAUAAUACUCACCUGUUGUUCCAAGGGAGCCAAUUAAAUUGUGGCCUAAAUUUAGUCUUGACAGAAGGGCCCAAAAAGAUGUUCCAAAAAUGUUUUGAGUAAUAGUACAAUCAUUCAAGGAGUACAGAAGGACAAUACUCAUUUGGAUGUAUAUAGUUCCAGUAUAUUUGUUUGUUUGCUUUUUAAUAAAAGGUUCCAUCACUCUCAUGAUGUCAUGCAUGUAUUUGUAUGUAUAUGCACACUCUGCGAGUAUAUGUGUAUAUUCAUUAGUACGUACAUUCAGUAGGUAUUGAGCAAAACUGUGUUUUACGAAAUGCAUGUCGUUUUAUAAUACCAUUGCAGUAUGCUUUGUGGGAUUUUGUUCCUUCAUAGAAUUAAUAUUACAGUUACAUAUAAAUAAAUAUAUUUGCAGCAUUUUCUUCUAGUGUCAGUGCAGAAAGUUUUGCUCUCUAAGCAGUGUGUUUACACAUGAUUUUGUUCCAAAAUUUGUCUGCCUUGUAAACAACUAUUUAUUACAGAAUGGAAUGUAGGCAAAUGUAAACCCCUUUUUCCAUUUGCAGAUUUAGAAAUUAUCUCAUCAUUUUCAGUUGAAUUGAGAUGUUUUUCCCUUUUGAAAAAAGCAAUGUUUCAUUCCCCAUAGUUGAAUGAGAGAUCAGAAUCUAGAGAAAAUAUCAUGGGUUGGACCCUUCUCCCCAUCUCCUGUGAUGGUUACUGGUUGUGCAUGGCACCUGCUAUUGUUAUUCCUGCCUGCUCCAUGUGUAUGUGUCUUGGUGCUUUGUGAAUUUGUGCUGUAUUCAUUCCAGGUGACAUCGGUAACUGGUUGUAAAAUAUUGGCAUGUGAUUACUGCUGGUCUGUAUAGAAUGGGGUGUACAGUGUUGUACAGCCAGAUGGGGAUGUGUACAUACGGGGAAGUCCAAGCGUGUGAUAUGUCCCCCCCACAGCAAAUAUUGAUAUUGUUGGUCAGCCAAAGAUUUUCCUAUUCUUUGCUGCUUAAACUUGUGCCUUAAUAUUGUAUAUAAUAAAUGGAUUAAAUGGUC
Sarcophilus harrisii (Tasmanian devil) is the source of this 9583-nucleotide messenger RNA. RefSeq names its product angiomotin like 1 (gene AMOTL1). Gene Ontology annotation, biological process: actin cytoskeleton organization; regulation of cell migration; hippo signaling. Gene Ontology annotation, cellular component: plasma membrane; bicellular tight junction; cytoplasmic vesicle. The coding region runs from base 744 to 3368 and encodes 874 amino acids. The record is from RefSeq and is a predicted model, not a curated record. Lineage: Eukaryota; Metazoa; Chordata; Mammalia; Dasyuromorphia; Dasyuridae. The transcript is spliced from 13 exons.